Messenger RNA from Peromyscus californicus insignis, 1025 nucleotides. RefSeq names its product calcitonin gene-related peptide 2-like. The record is from RefSeq and is a predicted model, not a curated record. Gene Ontology annotation, cellular component: extracellular region. Gene Ontology annotation, molecular function: hormone activity; calcitonin receptor binding. The transcript is spliced from 5 exons. Bases 191 to 583 code for a protein of 130 amino acids. Lineage: Eukaryota; Metazoa; Chordata; Mammalia; Rodentia; Cricetidae.
CAGCUAUGACGGAAGUCGCUCUGGAAGCUCGGUCAGAGCUCUGAUUGGCCGAGAGAUCUAAUGAGGACCCCCCCACCCCCAAGACCAGAGAAUAAGAGACCAGGACUCUGGGGACAGCCGUGUGGUGUGUGCUCUUCUCCAGUGGACGCUUCUCUCUCGUUGUGCCAACGCUCGGGUAACCAGAGACACCAUGGGCUUCUGGAAGUUCUUUCCCUUUCUGGCUCUCAGCAGCGUGUGGAUCCUGUGCCUGGCCAGCAGCCUCCAGGCAGCACCUCUCGGGUCAGCCUUGGAGAGCAACCUAGACCUGGCUACCCUCAGCGAACAGGAAAAGCGCUUUCUGCUGGCUGCACUGGUGCAGAACUACUACGAGCUGAUGAAGGCCCGGAAGCUGGAGCAGGAGGAGCAGGAGACUGAGAGCUCCAGCAUCACUGCCCAGAAGAGAUCCUGCAACACUGCCACUUGUGUGACCCACCGGCUAGCAGGCUUGCUGAGCAGGUCAGGGGGUGUGGUGAAAGACAACUUCGUGCCCACCAAUGUGGGUUCUAAAGCCUUUGGCCGGCGCCGCAGGGACCUUCAGGACUGAGUAGCUAAUGACCCCCGAGAAGAAGGUUAUGUGAAGCUGAACUCACCCACGUCUAUUAAUUUUAAUUAACAAUGACCUGGUAAGAAGGCUCCAUGGACAAUGUGUAUGUUUGCAUCCUGAUAGAUACUGGAGAAAAAUCGCCGUGGUCACUUGAGAGGAAUGAAACUGAGUAUAAAUAAGUUAAUUAUCUGUUUGUUUGCAUUGCGUUUAUGCUGAGUCUGUGGCCAGUCAAUGUGAUGGCGUCUCCCACUGGCCUCCCCAGCAGCAAACCACACAGGUUCUCUGAGAGCCUGAUAAACUUUGGGGAGAUGUGAAAUCACUGCCUCUUGUAACCUCUGGGGACUCUUGGUAGAGGAGAUACUGUGCCUUGGUGUCUCAGAACAUGAUUGUACAUUUAUUUAAGGAAAUGUCAAAAUUGUACCAUUUGUGAACUUCAUCAAGA